Molecule: messenger RNA, 396 nt
Organism: Prorocentrum cordatum
Lineage: Eukaryota; Dinophyceae; Prorocentrales; Prorocentraceae
Source: the annotation of a GenBank genome assembly
AUGACGCCAGGCUUGUGGGACAAGGGCAGCCCCGACAGUGGCUGGGUGAGGAGGCACUUCCCUUCCUUCGAAGACCGAGAUGUUCUGCUGUCGGAUAUGGACAAGUACUUGUCGACGAUUGCCAACCAGGUGCUCGUCGCUGGUCUGCUGGCGGGUCUUGCCUUCAGCGCCCUGUUCAGCGUUGAGCGAGGCAAGUUCACGGCGAAGGCUGGGAUGUACGAGCCCUGCGUGGUCUCAGUGUCCAUGGUUCUCGUGACUAACGUGUCCGCGCUGGUGUUCUACCUCGCCAUCUAUAUCACUUUGUCAUCCGCGGUACCACGCUGGAGGCUCUGCAGGCCAGCGCUAACCUGGCUGGGCGUCUCGAGUGGCUCCGCAAGGUGUCUCUGGGCCUGUUGA